Molecule: messenger RNA, 3174 nt
Organism: Babesia ovata
Lineage: Eukaryota; Apicomplexa; Aconoidasida; Piroplasmida; Babesiidae
Product: RNA polymerase I specific transcription initiation factor RRN3, putative
Exons: 2
Coding region: 1-3174 (1057 amino acids)
Biological process (GO): transcription initiation at RNA polymerase I promoter
Cellular component (GO): nucleus
Molecular function (GO): RNA polymerase I general transcription initiation factor activity; RNA polymerase I core binding
Source: RefSeq, a predicted model, not a curated record
AUGGAUCAGCAUUGCAGAAGGGGUCACCCAUUAAUCCGGCGCUCUCAUGGCGACCUAUUUAUCGCACCUGCGAAAGCUCAAGCUGCAGCGUGCGCCGGGUUCUCUCUCCGGCGCACCGCAGCCGUCGCCUACGCAAGACAAUCACGCGGUCGUGAGGUUAGUUCCGGAUUAUCCCGUUGCACGCCUCUCAGGCAACUCUACGACAUUGUGUCGAGGAAAUCGAUUGAUGAGGUGAUUCUGAGUCAGUUCCUCAAACUGUUUUCUGAGGGGUUUUGUUGGUCUUCGGCGACAGAACAGGAGGUUCGCGACUGUAGGAACGCGCUCGUCGACCUCGUAGUAGCGGACAAUACUUUGGUCACUGCGGUGGUACAUGAGUUAGUGCUGCGCUUUCGUUGCGUCAGCGAGGAUGGCGCUAAGAUCGACCUUUGCGGUCGGGUGUUUGACAGCUUGGUGGACCUGAAAAAGUGCUUGCGCCAGAUCCUGAUAGAUAGCCCCUCUGAUGUCUGCCUUGAGGGCGACGAUCUGUCGUUGUUGCUUUCGGUGUUGCGUAACCAUCCGCAAUGCCGCAAUGCGAUGGACGCCGUAGAUGGCGUGUUCCCAUCGGUGCACUUGAAUCCCAAAUACCAUGGUUUGCGUUGUUUCUUUUACCGUCGAAAGGACGGGCAGUGCGUCGAUUUCAGCUACGCGCGCUGCGCAGAUUACGUGAAACCAAGGGCGGCUCGAUACCAUGAAAACUUGUGUCAAGUGAUCAUUGAGCUGUGCCGACUCUUUCCGAGCGUAGUUGGCGCCGUUGCCGACUCCUUAGAACUAGUUUACCCGCAUUACAACUUGGGCAUUGAGCAGCACAUUUCGGUGUCGCGCUGCCUGCUCAUUAUAGCGCGCAAUGUGCACCCGCUUCGUGGCGUGGUGUACCGUCUGCUUUUCAAGAAGAUGACCAUCAUCGACGCCGAGAUCAAGGUGUCCGACCCCACGUCCUUCUGCGAGGGGAAAAUGGGGUCGGUGCGCAGCGACUCGCUGAAGGAGAUGGCUGAGAAGUUGCGCAGUGGCGAGCUCGACGUCGGCGACGCCAAGAAUCAGAUUGACUGCCGCGAGUGGUUAAGGCAGAUGCAGGAUUUCCGUACAGACGAGGACUUCGACGAAAUGACCCAGAAGCUGGACAGCUUGAUGACUGUUGUGUUUGACGAGCUACAUGAUGUGCUAAUGAGUAAUUUGAACACCGUUGCAAGUGAAAAUGGAACCACGCACUUGCACUCCAGUGACGCUGACAGCAACUAUGUGGAGGAUCAGGCACAUUCUUCCUCUUCCGACUCUGAAAGCGACUCCGAUGAGGAGGCUACGCAGCCGGAACCAACGGCGUACAUGGGAGCUGUGGGCCGUAUUAAGCAGGAGUUUGAUGAUGGAGGUCAUCAGGCGAGGCGACCCCGCUCCGCUCUUGUGGAUGGAGGCGAUAACACUGCGGUGAAAUCCGAGCAUAACGGCAACAACGUCACCAUGGUCUCCGACAUCAUCAUGUCGGAGCUCUUUGACAUAUUCGAGGACAUCAUCUUGCCAACACACAACUGCAAAUACGUGCAGUUCGUCUACAUGUACGUCAUAUCGUUUUGCACCCAAUGGACGCAUCUGUUUCUCCAGCGGCUGUUGCUGAUCCUCUACGACGAAGAGGCUCAUUCUGUGCGCCGAAAGGUGGCUGCAAGCUAUAUCGCUUCUAUCGUCUGUCGUGCCAACUUCAUAGAUGGCCAGCUGGUAUGCAGCAUUGUCUACUACCUGUUUUCUAUGUUGGCAAAGUUUGACUACUUGUUGGCUCAAUGCUCUGACUCGUUUGUAUCUAGUAUCGGGUCAGACACCACUCCAAGAUCGCGUAACAGAUUUGGAGAGUCCAUGACAUCCAGGUCCACUGCCCAACUCAAGCGCUUCUACUCGUUGCAGCAAGAUCUGCUCCAUAUAGUCGGAUAUCACGGGGGCACUAUAGGCAUGUCGCCUCGUUGUGUCCGUUAUCUGCAGGAGGGCAAGAACUCGCUUUGCGCCUUCCUUGACAGUCGGCUGCACCCCAUAGGCCACGUUCAGGAGAAGAUCAUUGACGACGCCAUCGCCGCAACCUCUAUAGUGCCAAAUCUUCGUAAGUUACACAUAUCUCUGGUUCGGGCUAAGGAGGCGCUAUUUAGCAACGAUUCAUCCUGCCUCAAAGGUUUCUCUCUGAAGUCGGUGGAGAAGCGGUACCCGUUCGGCUCAUUCACGCUCUACCACUCCGGAUCGUUCAUCCGUGAAAAGUACCGCAUGAGCACCUACUUUGAAUCGCAACGCGAUGCUGUCACCGGCAGCAUCAAGGCUGAACCGGAUGAACUUAUGGUAAAGCAUGAAGCGUCGACCAACCGCAUCGACGAACCGGCUACCUUGCAAUUGAACGUGAUUUCAGCUGCGCCAAUUACUGCAACUGCCGCAGUGAAAGCGUAUGAAUCAGUUUCUACUUCAUCAUCGAAUGUUAAGAGAGAAAGUGAAUGCGCAACUUCCAAUGCAAGCUAUGGCUGCGAGCAGGCAAGGGAUGAACCCGUCAAAUCGGAUGUCGUAAUGCAUUCUUAUCCAUCGUCCCCAGAUGCAAACUCGGUACCAUUGCGUAUUGUCGCGAACACAAAUGCAAGUUCAUCAAUAAAGGAUGGUGGUGUCUCUUUUGUGGACAGCUACGAGCGCAAGCCAGAGCAAUCGCUCACCGAGAGUGUGGCCUCAGUUGCAGACGCCAUCAAGGAUAGGCUGAAAAAGAAACACCCCAGACCCUGGCAAUCAUUACCCGCUGAAGUUGAGCCCGAUUACGAUUUCUGGGGCUUCAACUACGCCACACAGAGUUCAUGCGCCAGCGACGGUGAUGAGGACACUUCUAUGACGGGCGGUUACAAGAAAUUGAAGAGUGAAACGGCUUUCCAAUUCGGAGAACACAAUUCCUCCGCCGCUCCCACUACCACCAACCGUCACGAAAGCAGUGACAACAACGAUCUGAUCGUUAUCGGCAUAGACCAGCUUGACGACUUCGAGCUUUCGCUCUCCAGCUCCAUUCUCGUGAACGCUCCGCGCCGUGGCUCCACCCGGAUAUUCGACAUGUUGACGUCUACGGCGGCGUACAAGUCCGCCAUUAUCAACUCAGCGACUACGAAGAACAGCCACAAGCAAUCCCGUGUUACGUAA